AUGCAGACUGCUUCUACAAACAUUUGUGAAAGAAUGGGUUGCUCUCAGGAGCUCAGCGAAUUCAAUCGUGGUACUGUGAUUGGUUGCCACCUGUGCAAUAAGUCCAUUUCCUUGCUACUAAAAAUUACAUGGUCAAUGGUUAGUGAUAUUAUAACAAAGUGGAAGCAACUGGGAACAACAGCAACUCAGCCAGCAAGUGGUAGGCCACGUAAAAUGACAGAGCGGGGUAGUGCAUGCUUAAGUGCACAGUGCGCAGAAGUUGCCGACUGCAGAGUCAUGUAGUUCUAGUGAAGGGAACUCUUAAGUCAUCAGCAUACUAAGACAUUUUUGGACAAUUUCA
Messenger RNA from Staurois parvus, 340 nucleotides. The record is from the annotation of a GenBank genome assembly. NCBI's taxonomy places the organism in Eukaryota, Metazoa, Chordata, Amphibia, Anura, Ranidae.